AUGAGAGUCCUUUGUGUCUGCGUCACCCUUGUGGCGGUGAUUCCUCGAUGCAUCUUGGCACAGCCGGUCAGUGGAUCCGGUUCGGUUACUGCAAAAGCUGGAGAUGCUUGGUUGGACGAUGGUUUCAAUUCUGGCGAUGCCGGCCGUGGCCAUGGCCGCGGUGCUCUUGAUGGAGCUGAAGAAGAGUCGACGGACCUCGAUAGGAUCAUGGACGAACACAUUGCUGACUUGGAAGAAAAGCCAAAGACCAUCAAAGACCUCAUGAAAGUCCUGUUAGAUGUUGACUUUACUGUACAUCCGACCCUUGAGAACUUGGUGGAGACCUUCAAGACUAAUGUUGACAUUGCUCUAAAAAAACUCCCCUCUGCUGUUGAACUGGCAAAGGCUUCUGUGGCCGAGGACCGCCUAUCAAGGAAAAAGAAAGAGCUUGCUUCGUCCAUGGGGGCGGAGACCAACAUAAAAACCCGUGCCCUCCGUAGUUCUGCUGCGGCUAAAAAGCCAGAGGCUGACACAGUUGAGACAAGUGACAAUGGCAGUGAAACUGUGCCAAAUGCUGAUGGCCAAGAUGAUGAUGAUGCCUACGAUGGUGAUAUUGGCUCUGACGACGAUGACAGUUUUGACAACUACGAAACUACCAAUGACUACUCGGCAGAUGACUCUGCUGACAAUCUUCAGAACUACACUGGAAAUGCUUACUCAUCAUUCACGUCCUUGAAUUCCACCAGGAAGAAGACAGCAGGUGGCCGUGGCCGUGGCCGAUCUCGUUCGCAUGACCCCUUUGGCAGCCACACAAGCCCCAACCAUCACAGACAGAAAUUCUUUAAGAAAAUUCAACAAGGAAUCUAUGAUGGCAAUCAUGAUCACCUCAUGAGAUUUCUUGGGGGUGCUCAGGCCCAUGACACUAGGGCGCACAGAGAGUUUAUGGACAUCCAGCACAAUAGUCGUCGCCGCCUCAGUGAAGACGAAGAACUGAUGGGACGUCAGUGCAUGCUACUGGCAAAGUGCACGAAGUGCAUGAGCCUGUAUGAUACCAUGGUGUACUUCUAUAGGUAA
This is a messenger RNA of Seminavis robusta, 1053 nucleotides long. NCBI's taxonomy places the organism in Eukaryota, Bacillariophyta, Bacillariophyceae, Naviculales, Naviculaceae. The record is from the annotation of a GenBank genome assembly.